GGGCCCGGCUCCGCGCCGCCCUCCGCCCCGCCCGGCCGCCCGGCCUCCCGGCAACAUGGCAACCCCGGCGGCGGUCAACCCUCCGGGCCCUGCCAUCUUUCACCUGGACGGCUCGACCUUCCUGGCUUUGCAGGAGAAGUACAGGGACGAAAUGGCUUCCGACAUCCCUGGAUCGGUGACCUUGCCCGUGGCCCCCAUGGCGGCCACCGGACAGGUGAGGAUGACCGGGGCCAUGCCGGCCCGUGGAGGAAAGCGGCGUUCUGGGAUGGACUUUGAUGACGAGGAUGGAGAAGGGCCCAGCAAAUUUUCAAGAGAGAACCACAGCGAGAUCGAGAGGCGGCGGCGGAACAAGAUGACGCAGUACAUCACGGAGCUGUCGGACAUGGUGCCCACGUGCAGCGCGCUGGCCCGCAAGCCGGACAAGCUCACCAUCCUCCGCAUGGCCGUGUCACACAUGAAGUCCAUGAGGGGCACCGGCAACAAGUCCACGGACGGCGCCUACAAGCCUUCCUUCCUGACGGAGCAGGAACUGAAGCACCUCAUCCUCGAAGCAGCCGAUGGAUUUCUGUUUGUAGUCGCGGCAGAGACAGGACGAGUGAUUUACGUGUCUGACUCCGUCACCCCCGUUCUGAACCAGCCCCAGUCAGAGUGGUUUGGGAGCACCUUGUAUGAACAGGUGCAUCCCGACGACGUGGAGAAGCUGAGGGAGCAGCUGUGCACCUCAGAAAACUCAAUGACAGGCCGGAUCCUGGACCUGAAGACGGGGACGGUCAAGAAAGAGGGGCAGCAGUCUUCCAUGAGGAUGUGCAUGGGCUCACGGAGGUCCUUCAUCUGCAGGAUGAGGUGUGGAAACGCUCCUUUGGAUCACCUCCCUCUAAACAGAAUAACCACCAUGAGGAAAAGGUUCAGGAACGGCCUUGGUCCCGUGAAAGAAGGGGAGGCCCAGUAUGCUGUGGUCCACUGCACGGGGUACAUCAAGGCGUGGCCCCCGGCAGGAAUGACCAUCCCCGAGGAGGACGCUGAGGUGGGACAGGGCAGCAAGUACUGCCUCGUGGCAAUCGGAAGACUGCAGGUGACCAGCUCUCCCGUGUGUAUGGACAUGAGCGGGAUGUCGGUGCCCACGGAGUUCUUAUCCCGGCAUAACUCUGAUGGGAUCAUCACGUUCGUAGACCCGAGAUGCAUCAGUGUGAUCGGCUACCAGCCCCAGGAUCUUCUGGGAAAGGACAUUUUGGAAUUCUGCCACUCCGAGGAUCAGAGCCACCUGCGUGAGAGCUUUCAGCAGGUGGUCAAGCUGAAGGGCCAGGUGCUGUCCGUCAUGUAUCGGUUGCGCACCAAGAACCGCGAGUGGAUGCUGAUCCGCACCAGCAGCUUCACGUUCCAGAACCCCUACUCGGACGAGAUUGAGUACGUCAUCUGCACCAACACCAACGUCAAGCAGCUCCAGCAGCAGCAGGCCGAGCUGGAAGUGCACCAACGGGAUGGGCUGUCCUCCUACGACUUAUCACAGGUUCCCGUCCCCAACCUGCCGGCCGGCGUUCAUGAAGCCGGGAAGUCCGUGGAAAAGGCAGACACCAUCUUCUCCCAGGAAAGGGACCCCCGGUUCACCGAGAUGUUUGCGGGGAUCAGUGCAUCGGAGAAGAAGAUGAUGAGCUCAGCGUCUGCAGCAGGAACGCAGCAGAUCUACUCCCAGGGAAGCCCGUUCCCCCCCGGACACUCGGGGAAGGCCUUCAGCUCUUCAGUGGUCCACGUGCCCGGCGUGAAUGACAUCCAGUCGUCCUCGUCAACAGGCCAGAACAUGUCCCAAAUCUCCCGGCAGCUGAACCAGAGUCAGGUGGCCUGGACAGGGAGCCGGCCGCCCUUUCCCGGACAGCCAAUCCCCUCCCAGUCCAGCAAGACUCAGUCAUCUCCCUUUGGGAUUGGAACGAGCCACACCUACCCAGCAGACCCCUCUUCCUACAGCCCCCUCUCCAGCCCAGCUACCUCGUCGCCCAGCGGGAAUGCCUACUCCAGUCUCGCCAACAGGACUCCAGGGUUCGCAGAGAUGCAGAUGUGUGGCCAUCCGCCUCCUCCAUCGGCUCCUCCCCGCCACCCCACGUUCCGGGACUCCGGCGCCGUGGGUCAUGCACUCAUCCCGCAGCGGCCUCCUCCUAGCUGGUUCCUUCCCUCUCUGUCCGCUCGGCCCUGGGCGGUGGUGUUCCUGAAUGCACAGCUGAAAGUGGCCAGAGUAGCGGGCAGUUCCCAGGGCGGCCGUCGGAAGUCUGGUCACAGUGGCAAAGCCAGCACCACGGCCCGCAGAGCGGUGAGCAGCACUCCCACCAGCAGUCCGGUCAGGCCGAAGUGUUCCAGGACAUGCUGCCCAUGCCCGGAGAUCCGACCCAGGGGACCGGCAACUAUAACAUUGAAGACUUCGCGGACCUGGGCAUGUUCCCGCCGUUUUCUGAGUAGUGGCAGGCAGAUUGCGGCCGGCGCUGGGCAGUGCCCCCCACGCGGGCAGGACCCCCCCACGCCCUGCUUGCCCCGCCUGCCCCGCCACAGGACCCCCCAGCGGAAGGCCUCUAACCCCCAUGCUCCCCCCAGCACAGCAUUGCUCAGCCUGCAGCCGGGGCUUCCCGGCCACCCACCAGGAGCCCUGGUGGAUACUGGGGAGCUGCUGUAUUUAUUGUACUCUUAUCUGUGUAUGCUUGGGAGGUGAGCCCAUCGGGUCCUGGAGGUCUGGUUGUGAAUAAUCUCAUAGCAGACAUAAAACGUCCGGUCCCAGUCCCAAGUGCCCAGGCCUGCCCAGGACACGGGAAUGGGUUUCUUCUUGCCUUUGACAUCUGUGGAUGGGUGGGGCUCGGGUGCUGGAAGGGAGGCGAGCAGGAUGCAUGGCCUUUGUUCUCCAAGCUGGGACCCAGAGGUGGACCCCGCUCCCCGUUCCCAGCUCAGCCAAGUCUGUGUGUGCGUCCGUCCGUCCAUCAUGCUGUGGGAUGUGUGUACUCUGUGCGGUGUGAUGUGAAUCCCUGUCCUGAUGGGUGUGCUGUGCCCCGUACGUGUCGUGUGGCCAGAGUGAGCGUCCAGAAUCCAGGGGCCCCCGCGUGCAGCCCCUACCCCCAGCGCAGCACCCCCUGGCUGGAGGGAGCUUGGCCCAGGGCCUGGGCGCCGGGCUGGACGGAGCAGGCUGACGUUUCAUAGUGUCGCCAGGAGUCGUGGCUGGGAACCUGCUUGCCUUCAUGGGUCAGCUCCCGGGUCCAGGCGCCCCUCUGAGAGGAAGCAGCCCCCUCCUCUUCCAGGAGGCCCCCGAGGGAGCACUGGCCCUUCCUGGUUACGCGCAGGUGUCUCCCCCCUGGUUCCCAGCCAGCGCCUGCCAAGGGCACACCUUGUGGUCACAGAGCCCGAGGCCCUUCUGCAGAGGACUGGACGGGAAGGCAGGACGUCCGGGCCUCGGCGGCCACAUUACGCUCAGCAGCUCUGGAGCCGGUUCAGGUGUGGUCCCGUGCGUGGAGACAGGAGUUCAGAAACAUCUCCCACCAGGCUGCCUGGCCUUCCUUCUGCAGCCACCGGGGGCAGAGUGCAGGUCUGUGAGGCAGAAGGCUGGGCUUCCCGUUCUGAUUCUGGUAUGCACUCACCGGGGCCUUGAAUUCCUCAGAUGGCCUCGAGACGGGAGGAAGAGCUGCCUUCCAGAAGCUUCUGCCUGGCUGAGCCCAUGGUCCCUGGCUUGCUGUGUUUCCCUCUAUUCAGUGGCCUCACGGCCCCCGUGCCCCGUGCCCUGAGGCAGGCUCUCCGCCUCUCGUCUCUGUCUUUUCCUGACAGCCAGGCUUCCGUGUGGCCUCACCGUCCAUGGGCUCGCUGCCUCCCAUGUGGGAGGAACGCUACACUCGCGGCCCGGCAGGUGGAGGAGCCCGCCCCCAGGACAGCCCUGCAUCUCUCCCGGGGUCCCUCAGGCAGACCUCCUCAGGCACCCGGCUCAGAAACAACCCGGGUGCCCCCCACCCCCAGGAUUUCGGAGGGCCAGCCGAGUGCGGAGGGUUCUGAGCUGCCUGAGGGCGGAGUGAGCCCAGCGGGCAGGAAGGAGCGGGGGGGUGGGGUGGGGGGUUUCAUGUUUGUUUCUUCCUUGUUUCCUGGAGAGAACCGGGGAUUUCCUUAGAUGUGUCCAUCAGGUUGACACUGUGACCCGGGGCUGCGCUGGACACCGAGGGGAUGCGGACCAGGGGAACAAGCCUUGUAGCCACUCUGUCUGUUGGGGUGCAGACCACUCAGGGCUCGGUCCUGGAAGGCAGGGACCGUCGGUGACUGAGGCCGGGCGUGAUGGGGAGUACCGUGACUCGGGCGGCCCGGCCCCCUUCCUUCCGGCUCUGUCCCAGGAGCCUCGACAGGGAGGCCCACGGCAGUCCGAUCGGCCUGCAGGAGCGCUCUGUCCUCUCGACUCCCCAUCCUAGUCCUUGGUUGUCAUUCUUGGAGGCCAUCCCGUGACCAGUAAGCAAACAGACAGGACCGGAAGGAUCUCUGACCCAAGAGAUGCACCCCCCACCCCGAGGAAUCUUGCGCCAGACCGGAAUAAGAGUCAAAACCCAGAGGGUCUCAUCCCAGUUUGGAGGAGCGCGUCCUGUGCCAGGCCUGCGCAGCCAAGAGGGGACUGUGAGUGGACCCUCUGUUGGCCCGGCGUCCAGCCAGGCCCCGCCCAGACUCCUCUCCCAGCUUGGCCGGGACGCACUCCCUCACUCACACCCCCCUCCUUGGGCCCGGCAGGCCGGCCUUCCACAGAACAGGCCGGAGCCUUGGGGGAGGACACGAGGCAGCCACUUUGAGGCUCACACAAGACGUGGCUGGUGACGGUGGCUGUGGCCGAGGAGGUUCUAGAACAUUCUGCCCACGUAUCCCUCCCACGAGUUUUGUUUUUAGCUGUGGUUUCAGGGAGUGAUCGAGCCAUCGCAAACAGCCGCGUUCUCUUCCGCUUCCCGAUACAUUAAACCCACCCCCUUUGCUGUUUCGUGAAUACCUUGUGGAGAACGGGAGCGUGCUGAGAGUUGAUAGAACUGCCGUCAGGGAGCUCGGACCUUCAGCCAGUAAGGAAACCGUAUCUCCCCCCAGACCAGCCACACGUGACCGUGACCUCCCAUCCACGUCUGCCAGCCUUAGCCAAGAGCUGGGACGGGCCCUGGGGAAAUGAGUGCUGGCCUCAACCUUGUACAUCAGCCCGUGGGAGCAGCUGAGCUCUGCGGGGACCGUGACCUCCACCCACCUGCGCCCACCUGCUCCCUGCCAGCUAUGACCUGUCGCCUAGCCAGACCAGUCCAAGCCCUAGUGAGUCACGAGUCAGGACACAAGUGGUCCUGGUCGUACCGGAAACUAGGGGUCUGGUCAUCACUUGCCAGGGGCCCAUUCCCUCCUCCCUCCAGCCAGUCCUCGUGUGGAGUGUGGUAAGGGGGCCGCUCCCCCUUUCCCUCGACUGCAAGGGUCUGGGACAACCUGAGAGGCACCCGCCAUGGUGCCGGCAGCCAUUCAUGGAGAGAGCUGCCUGGGUCUUGUGGCCAAAGCUGGUUUUGUGGUCCAGCAACCAGCCAAAGCCUGUGUGGGGGCACUGACCGGGAAGGGAGAGGCUGUGCCAGACGCGGGGCGACUGGCUCCCCGGGACAGCCUCGUUCUCCUUCGGAGGUGACAGGCUUCCGUGGACAAUGUAAGCACCUCAUCAUUUCCCCUGUAGCCUUUCUUCGUAUGGCCGUGAGCUGUGCUGUGGAUAAAUCAUCAUUUGUAUUUCUUGAAUGUUCUCUAGGACUAACAGUUAUUGAGUUGGUUGUGUAUAUGUGUAACUAAUGUAACUGCCUUUUAAAAUUCCAUUACAAUAAAAAUGACUUUGCUCUGAACGGUGAA
Messenger RNA from Mirounga angustirostris (Northern elephant seal), 5847 nucleotides. It is a transcript of the gene ARNT2, whose product is annotated as aryl hydrocarbon receptor nuclear translocator 2. The coding region runs from base 56 to 2692 and encodes 878 amino acids. Gene Ontology annotation, molecular function: protein dimerization activity; RNA polymerase II cis-regulatory region sequence-specific DNA binding; DNA-binding transcription factor activity, RNA polymerase II-specific. The record is from RefSeq and is a predicted model, not a curated record. The transcript has 21 exons. Gene Ontology annotation, biological process: regulation of transcription by RNA polymerase II. Lineage: Eukaryota; Metazoa; Chordata; Mammalia; Carnivora; Phocidae. Gene Ontology annotation, cellular component: aryl hydrocarbon receptor complex; transcription regulator complex; cytoplasm.